This is a messenger RNA of Nothobranchius furzeri (turquoise killifish), 2148 nucleotides long. RefSeq names its product N-acetylgalactosamine kinase. Gene Ontology annotation, cellular component: cytosol; cytoplasm. NCBI's taxonomy places the organism in Eukaryota, Metazoa, Chordata, Actinopteri, Cyprinodontiformes, Nothobranchiidae. Gene Ontology annotation, molecular function: galactokinase activity; ATP binding. The record is from RefSeq and is a predicted model, not a curated record. Gene Ontology annotation, biological process: galactose metabolic process; carbohydrate phosphorylation.
GAGGAUCAUAAACACAGAACAACAGAAAUACAAAAGAUGGAUGAAGGAAGCUUUAGAGAUAAGGAGACGUGGAUGCGGGACCAUGAACAGGGAUGAUGGAGUUUACUCGUUGGAUCGCGCAUGGGACUGCAUCAUCGGAGAGGGGAGAGCGGGCAGCAGAGGGCGACAACGUCCUCUGCUGGAAGUGACGCCAACAUCAGCGUCAGCCUGACGAAGUUUGCAGCCGCAAACGAAACGUUGCAGGUAAACAUGUCUACAAACCCCCCAAAGCUGAAGAUAGAAAUCACUUCGAACGAAAGGUUAAAAAACUUAAAAAGUGCUUUUGAAACAAAGUAUGGAGAAUCUCCCCUUUUCUAUGCAUAUGCACCUGGAAGGGUCAAUCUAAUAGGUGAGCACAUUGACUACUGUGGAUAUUCUGUGCUGCCGAUGGCUAUUGAGCAGAGCAUCCUGGCAGCUGUGUCUUUGAAUAACUCAGGGGAAAUCCACCUGUCCAACACAAAUCCUCAGUACCAGGAUUUCACUGUGUCCUGCUCAGAGGACAUCACCAUUGACAAAGACAAUCCAAAGUGGUUUUAUUACUUCCUCUGUGGGGUCAAAGGUAUCCAGGAGAAGUUUGGGAUCACUCGUUUGGCAGGAAUGUCGUGUGUUGUAGACGGAACAAUUCCUCCAAGUUCGGGUCUGUCCAGUUCAAGUGCCUUAGUCUGCUGUUCUGGUCUUGUUACCAUGGAGGCCAACCAGAAGUCCCUUUCCAAGGUGGCUCUAGCUGAGAUAUGUGCUAAAUGUGAGCGCUACAUCGGGACAGAGGGUGGAGGAAUGGACCAGUCCAUAUCAUUCCUGGCAGAGAAAGGAACUGCCAAGCUGAUAGAGUUCCAGCCUCUGAGGGCCACUGAUGUCCAGCUCCCAGAGGGGGCUGUGUUUGUGAUUUCCAACUGCUGCGUUGAGAUGAACAAAGCUGCUUCUUCUCACUACAACAUCCGUGUGGUGGAGUGUCAGAUAGCCACAAAGAUGCUUGCUCGGGCGAGAGGUCUGGACCCGAGUGGGCUGUCGAAGCUGGCUCAGGUUCAGACGGAGCUGAAGGCCUCCCUGGAGGAGAUGCUGGCUCUGGUGCAGGAAGUGUUGGAUCCUGAGCCGUACAGCCGAGAGGAGGUCUGUAAGGUGCUGUGCGUCACCCCAGAGCAGUUCUCCACCGAGCUGCUGAGCGCUAACACACAGCACCUCACACACUUCAAGCUGCACCAGCGGGCCAAGCAUGUUUAUGGAGAAGCGGCACGGGUGAUGAAGUUUAAGAGCAUUUGUGAUUCUGGGUCUGCUGAGUCCAUAAAGCUCCUGGGAGCGCUGAUGAAUCAGAGCCAUGCAAGCUGCAAAGACCUGUAUGAGUGCAGCUGUCCUGAACUGGACCAACUGGUGGACAUUUGUCUGAAGUCUGGGGCUGUUGGUUCUCGGUUGACAGGUGCAGGUUGGGGAGGCUGCGCCGUCUCCAUGGUUCCCAGUGAGAAGGUGGAGUCUUUUCUACAAGCUGUCAGGAAUGCUUACUACAUCCCUGACCCACGCAGAGCAGCGAUGGAGAAACAGAGUUUGUUUGUAUCAAAGCCUGGUGGAGGAGCUGCAGUUUUCAUGGAGGAGUGAAACUCACAUUUGUUUGUUUAUAUUGAAAUACUUUAAAAUCAACUGAGUGAUUUUUUUUCUUUUUUUAUGUGCAAAUUUCAGGAGAUGGAAAUGACUUGUUAACCUCUAUUUUUCAGGGGGAAUUUAAGGGCAAAAAACACCUCAGUGAUUUGAUUUUUGUAUCAAGUAGUUAUUUUUUUAAACUAUUUUUCAUUUAUAAUGUCUUGGAAAUUCAUUUCUAAAAAUAAUAAAUCAAUUGGCAAUAUAUAAAAUCCUGUUAUCCUUUAUUGAAGAAUACAUUUAUUAAAAGCCAAAAAAGAUAUUUUAACAAUGACUUAAACACAAUUUGUUCUGAUUUAACUGGGGUUACACCCCAACAGAAUAAUAAAUGUUUUUAAUGUGUUCAUUAAAAAAGUCUGAGUGAGAGUUUUAGCCUUGCAUUCCAGUUUUACAUUUUUAAAUACAUUCAACAGAAAUCAAACAAAGCCAUACAAGGCAAAGCACAGUGAGGCUGAUUCACACCUACCAAACAUUUUUGUUUUA